GCCAAACUUUCUCCUCUGUUUUGUUCGGUGGUUCUUUUUCCUUCACUAUUGUUCAUUUAACGUGUUAUAGGACAGUCGGAAGUAUACACGUUCUUACGUCUACUACCGUUUUUAACGCGUUGUUAUGGCAACGAAUCCGCCUCCGACUCCGGUGUGUGCUGUUGAAGCUAACGACCAGCUGCCGGUGCUCCGACCUGAUUAACGUAUCACCGUUUUUUCACGCACCGAAAAUAUCACAGCUACCGUCGCAGUCAUGGCCCAUUACAGAGCCUCAGAGUCGAAGAGAGAACAGUUUAGAAGAUACCUGGAGAAAUCCGGAGUCCUUGACACUAUAACGAGCGUUUUAGUGGCACUUUAUGAAGAGAGUGACAAACCCAACAAUGCUCUGGAUUUCAUAAAGCUUCACCUGGGUGCAGCUGGUCCAGAGCCGGCCGACGUCGAGGGUCUUCGCAUGGAGCUGGCUGAUCUUCAACAGAAGUGCAACCUGCUCAUGGAGGAGAACAAGGAGCUGAGGAACAGGCUGAUGCAGUACGAGCCGUCGCCUGAGGAGGGAGCAGCAGAGUAGAGGAGGAGAGGUUUUGUUAUUGCAAGAAAUAGAAAAGAAAAAGUUAAAUAGGAUUUUUGUAGAGUAUGUAAAUAUUUAUUACAUAGUGACGGUUUUACAGUGAGCAGAAAAUCACUGUUAAUUUUUGUU
Messenger RNA from Seriola dumerili (greater amberjack), 694 nucleotides. RefSeq names its product C-Myc-binding protein-like (gene mycbp). The record is from RefSeq and is a predicted model, not a curated record. Gene Ontology annotation, molecular function: transcription coactivator activity. The transcript has 5 exons. Lineage: Eukaryota; Metazoa; Chordata; Actinopteri; Carangiformes; Carangidae. Gene Ontology annotation, cellular component: nucleus. Gene Ontology annotation, biological process: regulation of DNA-templated transcription. Bases 254 to 565 code for a protein of 103 amino acids.